UUGUCUGUCACAAAAAAUUUGUUUCUUUUCGCGGUGGUAGAUGCGAAAUUUCUAAAUAAUUUUUUAUUAAAAUUCUCAAUUUUAUUAAAAUAUAAUUUUUUGCAAAAAUGGGUCGCCGUUCAAUAAAUACCACUAAAAGUGGUAAAUACAUGAAUCCAACAGAUCAAGCUCGAAAGGAGGCCCGUAAAAAGGAACUCAAAAAGAAUAAACGCCAAAGGCAAAUGGUUCGAGCGGCUGUCUUAAAAAACAAAGAUCCUGGACAGAUACUUGAAGAAAUGGAAAAAAUUGACGAAAUGGAAUACAACGUAAUGCAGCCAUCUCCAUUGAAUGAAAAGGUUCUCCGAGACAAACGAAAAAAGCUUAAAGAGACCUUUGAUCGUGUCAUGCGUCUUUAUCACACUGACGAUCCAGAGCACUGGGCAGAGCUGAAACGAAAGGAAGUCGACUAUGAAAAGAAGCGUCUGAAAAAGCAGCAAUACUACGAGAGUGUGAAGCACGCUCAGAGCGUCCAAAUCGACGAGAUUCCUCUGCCCACACAAGCGAAUGCCGCUCCAGGUGGAGUUAUUUCGUUUCCUGGUCCUCCAAAUCGAUUCCCACCACCUCCAGCCGCAUUGUCUCUACCCCCAUUUGCCCCUGGUGCACCGCCUGGAGUUUUGCGGAAGCCAAAUGAAAUGCCACCAAAACCGGAAGAAAAACCUGCAGAUCCUAAGAAAUUGGAGCAACCAGGUGUCCCACCUGGUCCACCGCCAGAUUUGUUUGAAAUGUCAGACCUGGACACCGAUGCUGAGAAUGAUGAACCUCUUCAAAGGGAUCCUGUCAAACGACCGAAGUUAGACCCAACCAAAGGCAAAGAUGGAGAAGAUAUUCCAAAGCCAAAUGCUUUGCAGCAACGCAUGUUGGCCAUAUCUGGACAAAAUAUUGACGAAUUUAUGAAAGAAAUGGAAAAUGUCCACAAAAAGAAGGAGAAGGAACGAGCUGCCGAACGUAAAGGCAGUGGAAGUGACACCAAAGAGGAUUCUGAUGAAUCUGAUGAAAGCUCUGAGGAAGAUAGCGAUACCAGUGAAUCGAAAUCCGAUGAUGAAGAGCCAGAAACUGCUCAUGUCGCUAUACCUUUGCCUCCGACAAUUCCUGCAGCUGCUAUUCCUGCUCCUCCCAUGGCUCUGGCAGGUGGUCCACCUCUGCCGCCACCAGCUGGCUUGCCACCGCCAAUGAUGUUUAGGCCUCCUCCUCUGCGUCCUGGUAUUCCGCCUAACUUUGGUAUGCGAAUGCCACCUGGGCCACCACCGGGAGGUAGACCCGGGAUGGGUGGAAUGCCGCGGAUGAAUAUUCGUAUGCCUCCAGGACCGCCACCGGGAAUGCCGCCACGGAUGAUGCACAAUAAGAAUCAACCACACAAAGAUACAAAGGGUGUGACGACAAUCACAGCUAAACCUCAAAUUAGGAAUUUGAGUGCCGAUGUCACUCGAUUUGUUCCAUCUGCAUUGAGAGUUAAGAGGGAAGACAAUAAAAGGCCACAAACAAAGAUAAAACAAUUUACACAAGAACCCAAACCAAUAUCGGAGAUGAAUAAAGGUGCCACUAAGGAUGAUGCUUACAUGCAAUUUAUGAAUGAAAUGCAAGGAUUAUUGUAGUCUUUGUUUUGCAUAAUUUAUAGAAUAAGCUAAGGAGUAUUCGAAAAUGUAUAGGAUAACGUAAUAAAAGAAAAAAAAAAUGGAAAGCUUUUGUUUUUGGAUAAAUCAACAACUUUGUAGCAGAAACAUUCCGUAAUUUAGUCAACGUAAUUUUCUGAACGGAAAUUUAAGUUGACGAGUAAAAUGAGUUAGGGAGAUUUUUCUUGCUUAAUUGGAAGGAUUUUUUUGACAGCUUACCAAUCAGAGACGCGAAACUUAAUCCCUAACUACUGUUCUGAGCCUGUCCAAUACCUACUUACUUUAAUUACAUAAAUAUUGAACCAUAUUCUUAAUAAAAUCUGCCGGCGAAAUGUGUUCGAAUUACAAUUACAAU
Molecule: messenger RNA, 2004 nt
Organism: Episyrphus balteatus (marmalade hoverfly)
Lineage: Eukaryota; Metazoa; Arthropoda; Insecta; Diptera; Syrphidae
Product: WW domain-binding protein 11
Exons: 6
Coding region: 108-1631 (507 amino acids)
Biological process (GO): mRNA cis splicing, via spliceosome
Cellular component (GO): spliceosomal complex
Source: RefSeq, a predicted model, not a curated record